UGGUGUUCCCCUCGUUAUCAUCUGGUACAACGUUAUGCAUUCAGAUCGAUAGACGAUGCAUAAGCUGCGAUCAAUAGACACCUAAAAGGAUCUCGGCAUGCCUGUUUUGGGCUCAGCUGCGCGGGCUGGCGUGUGGAGUCGACUAUGGAGCACUUAUGUCACAGCUCUGAAAGAACGGCCAGUCCGGACCAAGAUGAUCACUGGAGCCGUGACGACCUUAGCCGCAGAUCUUAUCGCCCAACUGGCCAUUGAGGGGAAGACAGUAUUGCCGCGGAGCGCUGACAAGGAAGGCGAUUCAGCUGAGAGAGAUAACAGUUGGAAUGCUGUCCGUACCCUUCGUCAAACAUUCUACGGCGGUGUCUUAUUCGCACCGUUGGCUCAUACGUGGCUUGAAAUCCUGCAUAAAGUGAAAUUUGGGAACGCAGCGACGACAUUGAUCGCUCGCCUGUGCCUAGACUUCAGCUUGUGGUCCCCAUUCGUAGUCUUUUGGUUCACCACCACGAUGAGUCUUCUCGAGGGUAAAUCGUUGGAUCAAAUAAGGCAAAAGUUUGAAUUGCAAUUCUUCCCUACCUGGGGUCGAGCAGUCUGUGUUUUUGGACCUGCACAAGUCAUCAAUUUGACUCUCGUGCCUUUUCAUCACCGCAAUUUUGUAUUGCAGUCGGUCGGCCUGACUUGGAACGUCUACCUCUCUUGGGUAAACAACAAGAACAACAGGACCCUUCAGACCAUCGCUGCGCCAGUGUCCACGACGGCUGCGCUGGAUGUUUGAUCGGCGUUCCCGACAUGAUAUGGAUCUCAUCCCCAAGAUUGCUGCCGGACCCCUCGUGCAGUACGUACGGCUUGAAUCGGCAGAGCAAUCGUCACGCAGCUCAGGGGCGCUCCAAGUGCAUCCUUGCAUCUUCAGGGCCCGAAAGACACUAUGCGCGACCGGGCACAAAAGAAUCGCGGCAGCCAGCAGUCUCGCUGCAUGCUGCAGCCCGAGGUUCGGCAUCGGACUCCGAGCCAAACCAGACCCGCUGUUAAUAAUAGCUAUAAUUAUGCAUAUCUGGUUUCCGAUCG
Kockovaella imperatae is the source of this 1059-nucleotide messenger RNA. RefSeq lists its product as hypothetical. The record is from RefSeq and is a predicted model, not a curated record. Lineage: Eukaryota; Fungi; Basidiomycota; Tremellomycetes; Tremellales; Cuniculitremaceae. Bases 98 to 769 code for a protein of 223 amino acids. The transcript is spliced from 7 exons. Gene Ontology annotation, cellular component: cytoplasm; mitochondrion; membrane.